This is a messenger RNA of Photinus pyralis (common eastern firefly), 1761 nucleotides long. RefSeq lists its product as uncharacterized. Lineage: Eukaryota; Metazoa; Arthropoda; Insecta; Coleoptera; Lampyridae. Gene Ontology annotation, molecular function: nucleic acid binding. The record is from RefSeq and is a predicted model, not a curated record. Bases 1 to 1761 code for a protein of 586 amino acids. The transcript has a single exon. Gene Ontology annotation, biological process: DNA integration.
AUGCAAUUACCAAUUGUGCUAGCAACUGAUGCUUCACCAUACGGAGUGGGCGCUGUUCUUUCACAUGUAUAUCCGGAUGGUUCAGAAAGACCAAUCCAGUUUGCAUCACAAACUUUAACAUUAACACAACGAAAGUAUUCACAAAUAGAUCGUGAGGCGUAUAGUAUAAUUUUUGGUAUUAAAAAGUUCUACCAAUACUUGUACGGUAACAAAUUUAUACUGUAUACUGAUCAUCGACCUUUGUUACAAAUUUUUAAUCCAAAGAAAUCAUUGCCUGUGUUAAGUGCGUCUAGAAUGCAACAUUACGCAAUAUUUCUUUCGGCUUUUAGAUACGAUAUUCGAUACAAGAAUACAAAGUUACAUGGUAAUGCAGAUUGCAUGUCUCGAUUACCAAUUAAUUCUGAACAAUUAUACGAUUUUGAAGAAUCAGACAUAUUUGAAAUAAGUCAAAUAGAGACACUACCUGUUACAAUUAGUAAACUAGCGCAAGCAACUAAAAUGGAUAAGAAUUUACAACCAUUAUUUAUGGGAUUAAAAAUUGGUAAAGUGAUUGAUAGUAAACUACGUUUCAAUAUUGAUCAAAAAGAAUUCACCGUACAACAAGAAUGUAUUUUGCGAGGUCAAAGAGUAAUAAUACCUAAAAUUUUACAAAAACAAAUUUUAGAUGAGUUACACUCUGCACAUUUUGGUAUUUACAAAAUGAAAGGUUUAGCUCGUAGUUAUUGCUGGUGGCCUGAUAUAGACAACGAUAUUGAAACGUUAGUAAAGAAUUGUGCUAACUGCAAUAAAAUUAAGCAUACAUCUACAGUAGUACCAGUACAUUCAUGGGAAAGUGUAAAUAAACCAUUUCAUCGUGUACAUGUCGACUAUGCAGGUCCAUUUUAUGGUCAUUAUUAUUUUAUUUUAGUUGAUGCAUAUUCACGAUGGCCCGAAGUUUAUGUUACAAAAGAUAUGACUGCCAAUACAACCAUAAAAAUAUGCCGUGAAAUAUUUAGUCGUUUUGGCAUACCACGUGUACUGGUGAGUGAUAAUGGCAGGAAUUUUGUAUCUUACGCUUUUGAAAGUUUUCUUAAACAAAACGGAAUUAAACAUAGUUUAAGUGCGCCAUACCAUCCUGCGACAAAUGGGUUGGCAGAACGAUAUGUUCAAACAUUAAAGCAAUCAUUACGCGCAAUUAACGGUAAUAGUUCUGAUGUUGAAAAAGAAUUAUGUAGAUUACUUUUACAAUAUCGCAAAAUGUCUCAUAGUAUUACCAAACAAUCACCUUCAAUGUUAAUGUUCGGACGUGAAAUUACAUCCCGAUUGGAUUUAAUUAAACCCGAUUUAAAUAAAAAUGCUACUGCAAUUCGUAAUAAUAUACCAGUUCGAGAUUUCCAAAUUAAUGACAGAGUUGCUGUAAGAAACUAUGCAAACGAUAUCAAAUGGAAAUUUGGAAAUGUUGAUAAAAAGUUAGGGAAAUUACACUAUCAUGUUAAGCUUGAUAAUGGUAAUGUUUGGAAGAGACACGUUGAUCAGUUACGCAGAGUUGGGGUCCUUGGGGAUGCUACUCCGCGAGACUCUCCUCAAAAUGAUGAUAUUCCUUAUGACCCCUCUAACAAUCAUUCUGAUGUUACAACUUUACCCGAAACUUUACCUGAUCCAGAAAUAAAUACACCUACGUUGGACAUAACGGCCAGUGUACCUACAAAUGAAGAGAAUACUUUACCGCAGCUACGCCGUUCUAACCGUGUACGUCGUCCUCCGGAUCGUUUAAAUUUAUAA